Messenger RNA from Chelonoidis abingdonii (Abingdon island giant tortoise), 288 nucleotides. It is a transcript of the gene S100P, whose product is annotated as S100 calcium binding protein P. The record is from RefSeq and is a predicted model, not a curated record. Gene Ontology annotation, cellular component: extracellular exosome; cytoplasm. Gene Ontology annotation, biological process: endothelial cell migration. NCBI's taxonomy places the organism in Eukaryota, Metazoa, Chordata, Testudines, Testudinidae. Gene Ontology annotation, molecular function: calcium-dependent protein binding; transition metal ion binding; calcium ion binding.
AUGUCUGAACUGGAAACUGCAAUGGGAAUGAUCAUUGAUGUCUUUGACAAGUAUUCUGGGGCUGAAGGCAAUAAGCAAACCCUCACCAAAGGAGAACUAAAGACCCUUCUGGAAAAAGAGCUACCCAACUUCCUCUCGUCGGGGAAAGAUAAGGAAGCUGUUGACAAACUCUUCAAGGGUCUGGAUGAAAAUGGAGAUUCUGAAGUAGACUUCAAUGAAUUUGUCAUCUUUGUGGCAGCCAUGACUUGCUGCUGCCAUAAAUAUUUUGAGCAGAAAGGACCAAAAUAA